CGUGGAUUUAGUUCUCAGUAGCUGAGGACAUUAAUAGAGAAAAAUAAAGACGCAGUGUAAGAAAUAUUGGGAUCGUUACCCUAGCAACAGUUGCUAAUUGUGACAUAUUAUCGGAUUCAGAAUAAUGUUGGAUCAGGAAAAUGAGGACGAGUCGGGGAGAAUGCUAUCAGUGGUGAAGGAUGCUACGGACACCAAAAAGUUUUACGAGACUACGGAAAGAAACAGACAAUAUGAUGGUGUGGAAGAUAAGGAUGAAAAGGAUCUACCACCCGUGUUCAACAAAAGGUUGUUUGUCACUCAGGGAGCAGUCAUUAUCACGAAGGAAGCAAGGCGCAUCAUGACCCGAAAUGCAAGAUGCUCCCCCGAUGAAGAUCCAACUUUAACGAAGUCAGAAAUGUUGACGAUGCGAUCAGUUGUUGAUGGACUGAAGUUGAUUCAUAAAGGACAGGAUUACAUUAAAAAUGUUUUGUCCCGGUGUGUGACUUUGGAAACAUAUAAUGCAUUUCAAUAUGUUAAGAAAAAAUCUUGGGAAGACAUAUUAUCUUGUUAUUACAUAGUCCAUGGUGCCGUGGAAGUGACGUAUGAUAUGUCUGCUGCGGGACAGUCAUCUUCUCGGAAUGUUUAUCAACCAAAUAUCAUCUACAGUCACGGGACAGCGGAAUACCUCGGCAUUGUUAGUGCUGAGGGGCGGGAUGAAGAUAUUGCACCUCCUGCAACUGUGUAUACGAAGGAAUUAUGUGAAUUUAUUCGUAUAGAUAGAGACAGAUUUCAUAGACUGAUUGAAAUUGAAGAAUCUCUAUUGAUGAACGAAAUACAGCAAUAUUUUAAAUCAGGGUCUAGCAUUCUUUCCACACUUUCCGAAGAUGUACAAGCCAAAAUCCUUCCAAUGAUUCAAAAGCAUGAGUAUCCCCCAAACAAAACACUGAUAGAACAAGGCGAAGAGACGGAAUAUCUCUACGUCAUAGUGUCAGGUCGUGUGCAGUGCUAUAGGGAGGUGUACAUUCCAGAGGCGAAUCGGAACAUCGUAUUUUAUGUCUGCUGCAGAGAGAAAGAUGACUAUUUUGGAGAGGAGGGUGUCUUGGACCAUGAUGGUAGUUACUGUAGAAUUACAACAACUAGUCACACCAUUUGUUACAGGUUUCAUAGAACUGCACUAAAAGUAGUCAAUUUUGAGAAAUUAGAGCGAAUUCUCCAAGAAAACCGCCAUGAUUUUGUGGAUGAAGACGAGCUUCGAGAUCGUGGAUAUAAGAAUCACAUCUGGAACAACUACAAACAUAAUAAAGUUAAAGAGUCCCUCAAAGAGAAAGGAAAGCUAAAAUACAUGUGUAAAAUGAGAGAGCACCCGGUGACAGACAGACCUCCUAGCGAAGAAGAGCAGAUGACGGAAAAUAUGUAUGGUUUUGUCCUCAAAGGAAGCAGCUUUAAUCCGCCCAAAGUUCGAACUUUGUCUUGUCAUUCGAUGUCUCGACCCCACACCGCCCCACACGCUCUCAACGGGAAGUUGUCAGGGGCGGUAGAGGACCGCAGUGAAAGCAAUUCAGAUUCAGAAUCUUCCGAUGAAGAAACUAAAAAUAGACAACUUAUGACGUCAGAGUUAGCAAAAACCUUGGACCAACUCUGUACAAAGAAGUCUUCUUCGACAAAGAAAGGACGGAAAACAGAUGCAAAUCUAGAUGCGGACAAUAUCAUGAACAUCUUAGAUGAUAACAGUGAGAUCGGACGUCAUUUAAAGAAGGCAUGGGAAACGCAAGAGGUCGAGCAGCCGGAAAAAGACUCUUUUAUGAAAAAUGGAAUUCUUGCCAUUAUGGGAUCAGAUGAUAUUGUGCGUAAAGCCAUGGCGAUGGCAGAAAAAGAAGUCUCGCAUCAGAGGCGGCGAAGGUCCACCAAAGAUGACGAAGAAUGGAACACAGUCGUUCACGCAGAAAACAACCAGGCUAAGUUCCUGAUAGCUGCCAAUAAAUUGAGGAUAAAUAUCCUACGUAAAAAUUUAGCGGCCAUUGAAAAGGAACGGAAAUUAAACGCUCAAAAAAGAAUCCGCAUUAACAGGAAGCCAUACGUGACAAGUAUAAAGGAAAACGUACAGGAUACUAAAGCAGAACCACUAAAAGACAGUUCAAAGAAAAAGUUUUUCCCGGAUAGAUUAAAUGAACAAAGUCGUGUUUUACAGGAAGAUUUUGACAGAGAGGAUAAAUCGAAUUUGUUUGUCGCAAGAUCCCAGAAAAGAUGGCGGCCUUCCACAGUUAAUAACGAUACAACCGAAGGAUUUUCUGAACGAUGUCAUGUCAACACACAAACUUAUGUAAAAGUUGGUAGACCUAGAAGUGCCAUCGUCACACACAGAGAAGCAAUUGCAUACAAUGACAAACAACAGAAAAUUCAAUACCACAGAAACGGUAGAAGUCUAUACAACAGUACAGCCAAUAUAUCUGCCGUCUUGGAUAAAGGAAACCCUUCACGUCCUAAUAGUUCUAGAAGUAUCAGAAGCCGUUUGUCCAGCACAUAAUACAUAAUUUAACUUAAAUAUUUAACGUGUUGUUACUUUAUCUUUGUUGAUAUAUUAAAACAAUAAUCA
Messenger RNA from Saccostrea echinata, 2572 nucleotides. RefSeq lists its product as uncharacterized. The record is from RefSeq and is a predicted model, not a curated record. The transcript has 15 exons. NCBI's taxonomy places the organism in Eukaryota, Metazoa, Mollusca, Bivalvia, Ostreida, Ostreidae. Bases 125 to 2503 code for a protein of 792 amino acids.